AUGGAGAACCAAGCGAGCUUAGUUAAUACAGAAGCGACCACUACUGAUGAAAUAAAUACGGACCCAAUCAGCAAUACACAAAAUAUAGAUAUUUAUGAAGUACAGCUAGGACGCAACAAAGCCCUUAAAUUACUCGCACUACAUAUAUUGAAACACCUCCCAGAUGAUAUUCUUCGUGAAGAGCUGGAUGUUUCAUCGAUUAAAUCUAACGAAGCUAUCCCAGAUUAUGGGCCAUGUAUGGAAUGUGAUAUCCCUAUUUUGACAGAAGACCCGCCUAGAUCGCUCGUUUUAAAUGUUUGUGGUGAUAUGAUCCACCGGACUUGUGCAGAAAAAAUCCAUAAAGAUGGAACAUUACUCUGCUCAUGUAGGAAGGCAGAUCAUAGUGAUCCAUUAUUACCUUUCCAAUACAGCAUAGUUGAUUAUGGUGGUAGAGAAAAGAGUAGUAUUACGGAAUCUGAGAGACCCUCUCUUGUUAAUCUUAGAAAUCUUGGAUAUAAUAUCCUCAAAAGUCUCGAUGAUGAAACCGUUGGAGAUAUUGAUUUUUCAGAACUAGAUUCAUGCCCCGAAUGUGGCAAUGACAUUUUAAUAUCUCCUCUCAAAGCAUUCUUAUACCUCGCCUGCGGACAUAUUUUUCACAGACUCUGUAUCGAAAAAAACUUUUUAUCGGUACUUCAAGCGCAUGUCCAGCCCCCGACUGUAGCAUUUCAUCAUAAAUCUGCCCACUCGCAAGUUCAUAGGCUUUUUUGUUCGUAA
Molecule: messenger RNA, 753 nt
Organism: Rhizophagus irregularis DAOM 181602=DAOM 197198
Lineage: Eukaryota; Fungi; Glomeromycota; Glomeromycetes; Glomerales; Glomeraceae
Source: RefSeq, a predicted model, not a curated record